AUGGAAUAUCAACGUCAAUUAUUAGAGGAGUUAUUUGCUCCUUUCGAAACAUCUUCAAAGCAUAACUUUUGGGAUGACGCUGUCUGUAAACAUUUUUUAGUCAAGUUUUGCCCGAAUUCACUUUUCACCAAUACGAAAUCUGAUCUUGGACCUUGUAACAAAGUUCACGAUGAAAAACUUCGUCAACAAUAUCAAGAAGCACAAGAUCGUGAAAAGUAUGGAUAUGAAGCAAAGUUCUAUGAUUAUUUGCAAAUGUUAUGUAACGAUUUAGAUAAAAAAAUUAAAAAAGGGAACGAUAGACUAAACGUUCGUCCAGACGAUACUCUUUUAAAUCCCAAUAAAGAUGAAAAAGAAGAAAAAAUGAUAAUCUUGGACGAAAAAAUUAAAGAAUUGUUAGUGAAGACCGAGGAAGCAGGAGAGGAGGGACGUGUUCAAGAAGCACAAACUUUAACUAAAGAAGUAGAAACGCUUCAAAAGGAUUUGGAUUUCUUAAAAAACGUGAGUAAUAGUCGAAAUAUAGGUCCACUGACCGAUGAUUCAAACCCAUUAUUUAAACAAGAAAGAAGAAUGUUGGUUUGUGAAGUAUGUGGAGCAUUUUUGGUGACGAAUGAUACAUCUAAUCGAAUGGAUGCUCAUUUACAAGGAAAGCAACAUACGGGAUAUAAACAAAUUCGUGAAACUCUUCAGGAAUGGAAGCAUAUUCAGCAAUUACGAGCACAUCCUUCAUCUCGUGAUACAAAUCAUCGUGAUUAUCGUCGAGAUUCAUAUUCUCGGCACGAACCUUAUCCUCGUAAUCGCAGAGAAAAGCAUAGAGAGAGAGAUUAUCGACGUGAGGAAAGAGAUUAUGAAGAUUAUCCUCGAAGAAGAAGUAGUAAAGAAAUUCGACGGGAACGAGACGAUAGAGGUGAUAGAGGCGAUCGAGAAGAUUUUAAUACUUUACUCGAAUAUGCAGAAGAUUAUGAUGUUAUAAUUAGAGUAGGAAAACGGAACUUAAACAAACAGUUUCAAGCACACUCCAUUAUAUUAAGGGCGAGGUCUGAAUAUUUUCGAGCAGCUUUAUCAAAUAAAUGGGCAAGAAAAGAAGGAACCAAAUAUAUAUUUGAAAAACCCAAUGUUAGUCCGAUUGUGUUUGGAGUAAUACUUAGUAAAGUUCGACAAUUUGAAAAGAUUUUACCUCGAAAUUUAAAAUUAAGAUUAUUACAACGUUUCCUAACAAAAUCCACCACAAAAAAUGCCGGAAUCCAAUAUGAAAAUAGAUUACCAAUUCCGAGAAUUAUCGGUACGGUACCACCAGAAAGAACAAUAGAUUCAACCAUUAUUGCACAACAACAUGCCGCAUUAAUAGCAUGUUGGAUAGAUCGAAAAAUUAUAAAAGAUUCAUCUUCAUAUAUUGAUAUGUUCCCAACUCCUUAUUAUUUCAGAAUUAAAGGGGAUUGUGUUAAUGAUGCAAUUUUACUUCAAGAUCGAUUAGGACCAUCAUUUGGAUUUUAUGAAUUAAAAAUUAUUGAUGGAGCUCAACAAGGUGGAUCAAGUUAUGCAUCAGGUGGAUUAAGAUAUGAAAAUGUUAAAACAUACAUGACUACUUCUACUAAAAAAUUUGGUCUUCUUCCAAAUGAGGCAGAUAAAAUUAAACAUUCCAUUGCGGGAGCUGUGGCAGGUUGUGUUAGUUCAAUUGUUACUUGCCCUUUAGAUGUAGUAAAGACAAGAUUACAAAAUCAAGGGAAACAAUUGGAGGAUCCUAAAUUUCCUUUAUAUCAAGGCACCGGAGGAACCCUAAAACGAAUAUGGGCAGAAGAAGGGAUACGUGGUUUAUAUCGAGGUCUUGGACCAACAUUAUAUGGUUAUUUACCAACCUGGGCUAUUUAUUUUAGUGCUUAUGAUUAUUUUAAAUUGAUUUUGGCAGAAAGAAGAGGACGAAGAACAGAUAAUCAAUGGAUAAUACAUAUACUCGCGGCCAUGGGUGCAGGUGCCUCGAGUACAAUAGUCACUAAUCCAUUAUGGGUGAUAAAAACACGACUUAUGACACAAAACGAAACAACUGCAUACAGAUAUAGAAAUACGUGGCACGCUUUUUCUACCAUAUACAAGCAUGAAGGGAUGAAAGGAUAUUAUAAAGGUCUGGGUCCUUCUUUAAUGGGUGUGAGUCACGUUGCCGUACAAUUUCCUUUAUAUGAAAAAAUGAAAAUAUGGUUAAAAGAACCAGAUAAAGAAUUGUCCAAUCCUUCAAUCUUAUUCGCAUCAUCCGUUUCAAAAAUGGCGGCAUCAAUUGCAACCUAUCCACAUGAAGUGGUUCGAACGAGAUUACAAAAUCAAACAAAAAAAUCAUCUAAAUAUAAAGGUGUAUGGCACGCGGUUAAAAUCAUUGAAAGUGAAGAAGGAUGGUUGGCUUUUUAUAAAGGGAUGUCAACCAAUUUAUUAAGAACCGUACCCGCAAGUGCGUUAACGAUUUUAACAUAUGAAGUUUUAGUUAAAAGGUUAAACGCGAGUUCAGGAGAAACAAUUAUGUAG
This is a messenger RNA of Diversispora eburnea, 2508 nucleotides long. NCBI's taxonomy places the organism in Eukaryota, Fungi, Glomeromycota, Glomeromycetes, Diversisporales, Diversisporaceae. The record is from the annotation of a GenBank genome assembly.